GUCGGCGACGCGCGCGGAUCGUUUUGUGCUAUUUUGCUGCUGAAUUUUCGCUGUUCUCGCGGUUUUAAACAAACGAACGACAGAAGAAGCCAAUAAGCGUGGUGGAUAGCAAUUAAAAGAGCGCGACGCAGUGGCUGUCAACACUUGCACAUCGAUUAAUUAAGUUAAAAUGCCCCAGUUGGAGCUCGAAUUUUGAAGAGCUUGUCGAAGUGCAGCGACAGCCGGAGUUGGUUGCCAUGAUGCGAUACUCGGAAAUCUCACGCGAUCUGUCCACGGAUAAUCUGCGCUACUCAGAGUUAAGCAGAAAGCCCACCACGGACUAUAAUGGAUAUACGGGUCAGGCCUACGCCACCACUCAAUUCAAGCAGAGCUCACCUCCUCCUCCUCCUUCGCAGCAGCAGCAGCAGCCAACUCGGGUGUCCAAGCAACGAAGUCCGAGUACCAAUGGUAGUGCCCACACCAUGGCCUGUCUGCGCCAGGAGAAGACCCACAAGGAGCAGCAAAUGGAACCGCCCAGUAUGCAACCGCAGGCCAGCAAGACCCUGAAUAUAAAGAGCACGCGCCGCAAGAACUCCAUCGGUUGUCUAAACAGUUUCUCCUCCUCGCCAGAUUCGCCUGGUUGCUACUACACUAUAGCAGCCUCGGCUUCGCUACCGUCCAAGUCGCAAAGUUUACCGGCCCACGCCUCCAUCAAGCAGUUGGAUGCGGUUAUUUUGAGCGCGUUACGUGUACCCGCCGAUGUGUUGGCUAAUCAGAUUACGCUACUGGAUUUCCCCGUCUUCGCCCAGAUUCAACCGGAUGAGCUGAGCAGUUGUGCGUGGACGAAAAAGGAUAAGCAUGUCAACACCCCGAACAUUGUGGCAUUUACGAAACGAUUCAACCACACGAGCUUUUGGACUGUGCAGGAGAUUCUCAAUGCCGAGCAGCCAAAGCAGCGAGCAGAGAUUAUUACUCACUUUAUAAAGGUGGCCAAAAAGCUUCAUGAGCUCAACAAUCUGCACUCGCUGUUUGCCAUUAUUUCGGCCAUGCAAAGCGCCAGCAUAUAUCGCUUGACAAAAACCUGGGCAUGCUUAUCGAAGAAGGAUCGAAAUGCAUUUGAUCGCCUCAGCGAUAUAUUCAGUGACCAGGACAACUGGGCGAAUCUGCGCUCCUACCUCGAGAGCCUCCGCCUGCCCUGCAUCCCCUAUCUGGGUCUCUUUCUCACCGAUCUGAUCUACAUUGACUUAGCCCACCCACACAAGGGCGGCCUGGAACCGGAGCAGCGUCGCAAUAAGAUGAACAAUAUAUUGCGUGUCAUUUCGAACUAUCAGCAGUCGAACUACAAGCAUCUGCAGAAGCACGAGGCGACUCAGAAGUAUCUGACUUCCAUAAGAUAUAUAGAGGAGUUGCAGAAUAUAUUUGAGGAGGAUCAGUACAAACGCUCUCUAAACCUGGAACCUGCGUCGCCCUCUGGACCCAGCUCGUCGUCCUGCAGCUCAAAAGAGUCCUUCAACGUGGAAGUAGUUACUCCGGCCCUUGGAUGCCUAAAUCUCUCGCCGGCCAAAACCAUUGGCUCCAUGCGCAUGGCUAGCGGCACCAAGUUUGUGCCAGGCCAUCGCAAGUGUCGCAGUCUGGGCACCAACAUUUUUGGCAAGAUUGCGACGCACAACCACAGCGAUGGCCAUCCCCACCACCUGCACUUGGAACUAGAUCCGAGUCAAGGGCAGCCCCGUCACCACCUGUUGGAUGAUUCGGUCUUGGAGCAUAGCGACGCCAUAUCCCAAGCGGAUCUAACAUCCCUGGAAAGUGCCGAGGGAAUAAUGUGUGAUUUCACCGGCAGCGAUUGCGAUUUGAUGUCGCCAGAGGCAGCAGCCGCCAUGCAGGGAUGUGUCCGGCGCAAAACGGUCCAGAAGGAGGGAAGGAAGCCAGCGGUGGCCUCGUGGCAACGAUACUGGCUACAGAUUUGGGAGAACUCGCUGGUGUAUUUCCCACCAAAAUCCUUUAAGGGAAGCGAACGCAGCGACUUCAAGCGGGAACCGUGCAAAGUGUGUCCAUUGGAUGGAUGGUAUGCCCACGUGAGCGAUAAUACCAAGCACAAGAACACCUUCGAGCUGUGCCACCGAACCCUGGGCACCGUCUAUCGUUUCCGGACUGACAGUCCGCAGAUGACGCAUCUCUGGUCGAAUGCCAUUUGCAAGCUGGCCACCAUGAGAAUGCCCAAACCUCUGCCCACCAAUCUGAUGUCCUUCGAAUAAGCAGGGGACCCCAAGAACACACAGGAACUCGAAUAUAUUGUACUCAUUGUAGCCUAGUUUAUCUAGUUUAGUUAGCUUUAACCUUUGAAACGUGCACAGCCAAAAAAAAAACACCCACCCACCACAUCGCUCACUCACUUCCUAAAAACGAGGCAACCACAGAACAUUCCCGCAACCACAACGAACGAACAAAUUGCAGCUUGCAUCUAGAUGAAUCGAUUUCAAAAUGGUAUUUCAAAAGACUGACACCGAAUGAGAACACGAAGAUAUAGUAAAGGAGGAGCAGUACUACGAAUGUAGCCACACAAUCACACAACAACAGACUAAACCGACAACGCAGGGACAUUAGAAUCCCAAAUUUGUACUGGCCCUGUUUUUAAAGUCCAAUUUUAUUUGAAUGUAUCGGAAACGGAAUUGAGAAAACGGCUUGUCAUCGAAUAUAUAUUUGUUUUAGGAUUGUUUAGUGAUCCAGAAUGUAGAAAUGUAGUAAUCCAUUACUACUAACUAGAAACCUGUUUACUUCCGAAUUCACUUAAUUUGGCAACAGGGCUGUCUCUUUGUUAAUGUGCUGUCUUUGCUGUACUUUGUAUUUGUAAAAUGUAAUAUUAAGUAAAUUACUUGGACGUUUACUAAACUUAAUUUUGCGCAGACUGUGCCAUAUUAGUUUUAAAUUCAAAUUUUGUGUCUACACAAUCACUGUUGGCCAGCAAACGAAUCCGAAUUCGAUUUGCCCAGCUCCUAACUUUGUAACAAAGAAUCAAAAAAAUCCAACGAACUUUCUACGCGUAACUAAGGGCUUUAAUAUUGUAUCGCUACCACUAUCAUGAUCAACAUCCGUUAAUCUGUAUAUCUGCCUUAAGUUGAUGCACUAGACAUAAAUAGAGCUAUAAAGUACAUAUGUAACGUAUCCAACAAAUGCAUGCGUGGAUUAUAGGAAACGAAAGUAA
This is a messenger RNA of Drosophila teissieri, 3181 nucleotides long. It is a transcript of the gene RalGPS, whose product is annotated as ras-specific guanine nucleotide-releasing factor RalGPS1. Gene Ontology annotation, biological process: positive regulation of GTPase activity; Ras protein signal transduction. Gene Ontology annotation, cellular component: plasma membrane. The transcript has 7 exons. NCBI's taxonomy places the organism in Eukaryota, Metazoa, Arthropoda, Insecta, Diptera, Drosophilidae. Bases 237 to 2234 code for a protein of 665 amino acids. The record is from RefSeq and is a predicted model, not a curated record. Gene Ontology annotation, molecular function: guanyl-nucleotide exchange factor activity.